CGUGAGGGUCGUAAGACUACAACUCCCACAAGCCCGAGGUGACGCUUACCCGACGUGCAGCGCGGCUUCGAGAAGAUGAGGCAAGAUGGCGACUAAAAUAAGCAAAGAGAGUCCCCCUCCUUUUGAUUGUCCAUCAUGGGCAGGCAAGCCGCCCCCGGGGCUCCAUCUAGACGUGAUGAAGGGAGACAAACUGAUGGAGAAACUGAUCAUAGAUGAAAAGAAGUACUACCUGUUCGGGAGGAACCCCGACUGGUGUGACUUCACCAUCGACCAUCAGUCAUGCUCACGUGUCCACGCUGCCCUGGUCUACCACAAACAUCUAAAAAGGGUCUUUCUCAUAGACCUCAACAGCACACACGGUACUUUCCUCGGACACAUCCGCUUGGAGGCACACAAGCCUCAGCAGGUUCCCAUAGACUCUACAAUAUCGUUUGGGGCCUCGACGCGAACCUACACCAUCAGAGAGAAACCGCAAACUCAAGGCACUGCUGGCACAGGAGACAGUAAAACAGGAGACGAUGAGGAGCUGAAAGGACUGCUUGGGCUUCCAGAGGAGGAGACCGAACUUGAGAACCUGACAGAGUUCAACACAGCUCACAACAAGCGCAUCUCCCUUCUCACCAUUGAGGAGGGCAACCUGGAAAUCCAGAGGCCUAAGAGGAAACGGAGGAACUCGAGGGUUACCUUCAAUGAAGAGGACUCUAUCAUUAACCCAGAGGACAUAGACCCUUCAGUUGGACGCUUUAGAAAUAUGGUGCAGACCGCCGUUAUCCCUAUCAAGAAACGCAGAUCAGACGGCCAAAACACGUUGGGUCUUGACGACCUGACAUCGAAACGCAUGCAUGGCUACAGCUUGAGCAGCGGUCUCUAUGGGGACCUGCCGCCCACCAGUCAUGAGAACCAGCCAACGGGAGCACCAGGAGGUGCUGCUAUGCAGGGAGGGCUUCCCCUGCCUUUCCCAAAUCCAGCACCAGAGGUGGACCUGGCCCCGGAGGCUCCCCAGCCCCCUGUCACCCUCAACCCCACCCCUGUCACGGCCCCCUAUCUACCAGAGACCCACAACGAGCCACGCAAAAAGAAGUACGCCAAAGAAGCUUGGCCGGGCAAGAAACCCACCCCUUCACUGCUCAUCUGAUCGGUUUCGUAACACUGCUGACACUCAGGUUACCAGCAGAUACAUCAGGGACUGUGACCUGGCAGAUGUGGAGUUACUCACUUCUCAUUUUAUUUUCUAUUUGUUGCGUUACUCACUGUCAUCACGAAAAGGCCCCACACGAUUUCCCUUCAGUCUGCCGCAAGAUAUCAUCUCUGUAACCAAGUAGCCAGAAAAGAGCAGAAUCGUGUCGACUGCAAACUAAAUACCAGUGAAGACUUGGCAGUGACAGGCUACAUGGAUAUGAAGGGUCACUGAGUUAUAUUUUUGAUGUGUUGGAUGUAAGGUUUGAUUUUUUUUUUCUUUUCUACUAAACAUGUUUGAACAUUUUUUUUCCACUCCUCUUAGUAAUCUGAUAACGCUGUUAAACAGAUGGCAAAACAAGUACUUUUUAUACGAGAUAUUUUAGUGUGAGAAGUUGGGGAAAGUCAGAGAAUCGUAACAUGAGGUCAGUUUCUAUAAAAAAACACAGGGCUGCUUUUUAUUUUGAAAAACCUAUUGAUAUAAUGUGAAGAAGUGUUAUACUCACUGAAACAUUUCUAUUGCGUUGGUUAGACCAAUAUAACAUCAACUGAAGUGUCUUGUACUACCCACAGGCCACUAGAUGGUGACUUGUGCACAAAAGUUAAGAGACUUGUCUUGAGGUUUGACUGCAGACUGGCAGGUACCAUUUUCUUUAUGGCCUGUUGCACUAAAAUGUUUAAGGCAUCCCAUGGAAGUGGUGCUGCAGUUAUUCAUUUGGAUUCAACUGAAAAUAAAAGCCAUCUUCUCUGUCCAAACUGUGUUUAUCAUAUAUGUCUUUUCCCCAGUAUAUUGAAUUAUAAUGGUUGGCCAUUUUACAGUUUUCUAUGUUGGAAAUGAAUAGGACUGUUAAGUGUGAGACACAAUAUGGCAGAACUGGAAUGGCAACAGAGUGAGAAAUACUAACUUUGCUACAAAAUAAAACAUUUGUAAAAACAGGAAUGUUUGUUUCAGUAUGUUUUAAUGGUUACGUAGCUUGUUAACAUUUUUUACACGCAACAUAGUACAGUGAAGUUUAUACAGAAACGUAUAUUGUUUAGAUUUUGUUUGCCCCAGACUUGAGACAUAGGAAACUGGCUUUACACCGCAGCAGAGAAACAUGACAAGCCAGGUCAAAUGAGAAAUGAGCUGGCCUAACUUCUAAUUGGUUGUGGUUGUGGUUAAUCUGGCUCUGAAAUCAAACACAGAUGAGGUGUUAAAACUUUUACAAAUUGAGCUGGUGACUUUUGACAAUGUGGCCGUGUGGUAUUUUGUAAUCAUAUGACUGUAAAUAAAAAAUGAAUUACUUUUGACUCAUAA
Molecule: messenger RNA, 2473 nt
Organism: Acanthopagrus latus (yellowfin seabream)
Lineage: Eukaryota; Metazoa; Chordata; Actinopteri; Spariformes; Sparidae
Gene: ppp1r8b
Product: protein phosphatase 1, regulatory subunit 8b
Exons: 7
Coding region: 86-1135 (349 amino acids)
Cellular component (GO): nuclear speck
Molecular function (GO): protein binding; mRNA binding; protein serine/threonine phosphatase inhibitor activity
Source: RefSeq, a predicted model, not a curated record